This is a messenger RNA of Folsomia candida, 3491 nucleotides long. Its product is annotated as calcium/calmodulin-dependent protein kinase type IV. Gene Ontology annotation, biological process: protein phosphorylation. The record is from RefSeq and is a predicted model, not a curated record. NCBI's taxonomy places the organism in Eukaryota, Metazoa, Arthropoda, Collembola, Entomobryomorpha, Isotomidae. Bases 1780 to 2790 code for a protein of 336 amino acids. Gene Ontology annotation, molecular function: calcium/calmodulin-dependent protein kinase activity; ATP binding; calmodulin binding. The transcript has 14 exons.
AGUUGGCAGGAGGGGCAGUACUGCAUGCACCGGUCUUCAUGGCGUUUUAGUUAAUUGGUUGUAAAAUAACUUUCAUCCCGUAACAAAGUUGGAGAAAUAAAGCACGUAAUAAAAAUUGCGUCUUGUAAGAGGCAAAAUUGGGUAAAUUCCAGUAACUUGUUAUCUAUCUGUUUAGUUGCGUGGACUGGACUGGACAGACAGCUCUGAAUACAUACCAACCGGACUGGAAUCUUAUCUCUAGUAAGAUUCCCCUUACAGGAAAAGUUUUGUGUGUCCGUGAGAAUUUUUGCGAGAGUUUGAGUGGUUGGCGACUAAAUGGCGAAGCGAGAGAGAUAGAGAUCCGAUCAUUACUUGAGGUUUAGCAUUUUAUCUGAUGAAUGCAAUCCAGCCAUUAAAGCCCAGUCUGACCAAAGUUGUUACCAAGUAGUGUUUAAUGUACGGAGGCUUGUGUAAUAAGUCUGAGUGAGUGAGUGAGAGAUAGGCAAAAAAUAUUUGCAUACAUAUAGGGCAGAUAAUAAAACCGUCGUGAUUUACUACUACCAACAACAACGUGCUCUUUUAUAUUUAAGGUGGUCUCCCUACGCGCUAUCCACUUCAUUAUCAAUUUACUCGUGGGCCAAGUUAAUCAUGCUACUUGCUACCGAGUGCUUCUUCUUGUGUGCUAAUUGAAAUUGAAGUGACAAACACGAACCAGAAUUAAAUAAGAUGUUCAUCUAACAGAAAUUGACGGAGAAGGAAGAAGACAAUCUCAUCUCAUCUUUCCUCCAGCAGCGAGAUACACUACUUGGCAUUUUACAUGUAAAAGCUACUUGAAAAGAGAGAACAACUGGAUUUUUGUCCACUUUACCAUACCACCAACUACAACUCAUGGUUUUCUUCGUGGUGUUGGUUUAGCAGAGAGUGGUUGAAGUGAAUCCAAUCGGAAAUUGGCAAAAAAAGUCAACCACUACUUGAUUCCUCGCUAAAGAAUUAUAAAACUCUAUAUAAACUCUGAAACUCUUAAGGUCAGGACACCGAUAUUAAAUACAAAAUUUGGCCAAUACAUUUUGUGUACUCUGACGUAUCCACUUUUCUGAGGUUUGUUCGUUCAGAAAGGAACAAGGAAACGGAAAACGUCAAAUGUUAUCUUAACAACUUAACAAUAAUUUUUACCAGUGCAGUGUACAAUUCGUGUUAUACAUACAUGCAAUAUUAUUUCCACACCAAAGAGUUUUCUGGCUGGCACUCCUUUUUAACUUAUGUCUUGACCUGUCAGACACACUACUAGCACGUAGUAAAACCUUUAAUUAUAUGCAGUUUUAGAAACACCUAAGGGUUAAUAAUAAUAAUAAUAUCACGUCACGCCAAGUGUAGGUCACGUCUCUUGAGACUAAAAAGCGCAUAUUUAUUAUCACACACAUAUCCACAUUGUUCCAAUUCUUCAUAAUAAAUUAUGCUCUCCAAGGCCCAUCAUCGCAAUAAUCAGUAAAGUGAACUCAACUGUGACUACUGUGUAGGGAAGCAGGCAGCCGUUUGCAUUCUCUGAAUAUAUGAAAAACUUUCAAGAAACUCUUUUGCAAAGUUUUUUGAACUGUGAAAAUAAUUGGGAUUCUGACUCGAGAGCUUUGGAGCUGCUGGAUGGAGGAUAGAAUAAUAAAUCUACCACCCGAGUAAAUCAUUUCUAAACCCAUCGCCCAAUUUACGACACACUACACGUAGAGAAAAAAACUCUUAAAUUUACAACUUUCCCCAAAAACCUUGUUUGUUAUUGGCUCUCAAAAUUUUCCUCUUCUCGACAAGAUGAGCAAAUCCAACCAAAAUAGUGGCAUGUAUUGGAUAGACGGAUCUCGGCGAAAUGACGACUUUUACACGGUCUACAGUGUUGACAGCGUUAUGGGAAAGGGAGUGACGUCAACCGUUUUCCGAUGCAGGAACAAAUCCACUAAAGAAGAAUGUGCGGCGAAAGUGAUUCAGAAGAUGGGUCAAGGGAAACGAAAGAAGGUUAUUUCAUCCGAAGUAGAGGCCUUGUUGCAAUUGAAUCACCCAAAUAUUGUUAAAAUGCUGGACAUUUUCGAAUCUGUGACGGAAGUCUACAUCGUACUAGAACUUGCUGCAGGCGGCGAACUAUUUGAUAGAAUAGUGAAGAAAGGUCACUACAGUGAAAAGGAGGCUGCCAGAGUUACCUAUCAAGUUCUUAGUGCUUUGGAGUACUCUCACGGGAAGGGUAUUGCUCAUCGCGACAUAAAACCAGAAAACAUACUCUAUUCCUCCGCUUCGGACGAUUCAUUAAUAAAGAUUUCCGAUUUCGGAUUCGCUAAACAUGUUGAUGACGGGAUUAUGCAAACCUUCUGUGGAACUAUUGGAUACUGUGCGCCUGAAGUUGUGUUGAAGAAGCCCUACAGCUCAGCAGUUGAUCUCUGGUCUUUGGGUGUUGUUCUUUAUAUUUUAUUGUGUGGUUAUGAACCCUUCUGGGACGAGAGUGGCGAAGUGGGGGUGACUCGGAAAAUAGUGUAUGGCGAUUAUGAGUUUGAAAGCCCGUACUGGGAUGAGAUUUCUUUACCAGCGAAAGAAUUUGUUAAGCAACUGAUGACUGUUGAUCCUGACAAGCGACCUACUGCGAAGGAAGCCCUGUUAAAUCCAUGGGUGCAAGGAAACAUGGCCAGCGACGUUCCAUUGACCGCGACACAAGAAAGAAUUCGCGAAUUCAAUGCAAAAAGAAAGUUCAAGGCCGCUACCAAUGCUGUGGUCGCCUUAAACAAAAUCACUGGUGGUGCAUAUUCUCAGUCUCAAUCUCUCAGCCCGGAGAAAUAAGAUUACGUAUAAUACCUAAUCCUUAAAUUAAUAACGUUAAUUAUUUUCUAUCAAUAAAUUUUCAUACAAUAUUUUGUUAAUUAUAUUCCUUCACCACACCAUCAAUCUGUGAACUGUCUCUCUUUUCAUAUCAGUGAAUGAAUCUCUGUGAUCUAAUAAUGUUAGUCAGUCAUUUAUUGUCAAUUUAAACGAUCCCGACGCCACAGUUUACGGGCAAUUGUACUCUGUCCUCUCAAUAAUAAUAUUUACAUUUAUCUGUAAAAUCGAUUGUGUUAACAACAACAUUGCCAACCGUAUGUACAUGUAGAAAUGUACCUGGACUGGAGUUACAUAGGUUAUGCUACUAUUAUUUAUUCCAUUGGUAUACACGGUGCUACUGAGUACUUGUCAAUAACUUUCUCUCUACUCUUCAAUGCAUUUCAACAACCGUUCUCGUUCAUGUAAAAUGCAUGUCCGACGCGACUUCUUGUGAGCUUCAAGUUAAAAAAAUUGUGUAGUGUUUAGUAUGUAGAUCAAUGUGUUAUUAGACGUAAAAUUUUACAUUUGUCCUCAACAAGACAACACGCGAGUGAAUAUGUAGAGAAAAAAUCAUAAAUAAAUAAACACACACUGUGAAGCAUUUACUCCCCCUGUCAACCUUGUCAAGUCAAAAAGACCGUUUUCAAAUAAUAAACAUAUAUAUUACGAGUUACCAGAAAUUA